AUGCGACCUUCCCUCCGCCCACUAUGGCUCCCACAAACCUCGUUCCUCGCACGGCUCCCCCGAACUACUCCGCACCGCGUCCCACGCCGAAUCGCGACCACUUCAGCGCGCAAUGCUGCGCCAAUUGAUCUACCCAAACUGAGACUUUCGCCCGGCUCUCUGUAUCACGAUUCGCUUACUACGUUCCUCGAAUAUGCGAAGGAAACAAAUCUGAAUUUGACCUCAACUCUCGCUAUUGGUACUAUCUAUGAGUACAUGUCGGCGCAGGCGCUCAUGCGCCUAGGCUUCUCUCUCUUACGUAUAGGUCGUAUGGGGGAUGCGGGCAUAGACUUGAUUGGACACUGGGUGCUAGGGCCUCUCAGAGAACCCAUGCCCGUCAUCGUACAAUGCAAGGCAAGGAGUAAUAGUGUCAACCCGAAACAUAUCCGCGAACUCGAAGGAUCCUUUCAGGGUGUACCACCGCAUUGGCGCAACAAGGAUGUCUUGGGGCUAUUGGUAACAACGAAAAAGGCUACGACGGGGGUGAUGAAAGCUAUAGCGAACAGUUCGUGCCCUAUGGGCUUCAUACUCAUAUCGCGGGAGGGAUUAGUGGAGCAAUUUGUUUGGAACCGGGCGGCAACUGAGAGAGGGUUGCAAGGAGUAAGUGUCACGGUGAGACAUACCCCGCGGGCUUUACUGGAAGAUCCCGAAGAGGGAUUAGAAGAGGACACGAAGGUAUCAAAGAAGAGUCAGGACAAGUUCAAAACUUCGGGAACGAUGAAAGACAUACAAUUGACCUGGAUGGGAUCGCCCAUCUUUCCAGACAGGGACAACCUCGACCAGGAAACCCUCAAGCUCAUGCGCCAGAUCCCAGCCAACAUUGUGCAUGUACCCGCCCCUGUCGUUGAAGUGGAAGAGCCACCCCAAGGGCAUUCCAAGGGUUCUGUAAAGGACAAGAAGAAGGCCACUCCAGUCGUUGCGCCCAAGCUCGGUCGGCCCUUGAAAAAGUGGUCCGAGAAAGUGCCUCAUCCACGCGGAGGCCAAAUCUCAGGCACCUUAAAGAAGCCUACCGAAGGUCAUACCCUGGGAAGACCUCCAGGAUCGAAGACUAAGCGUAGAGCGGGCGAUGAGCCUGCGGUGGUAGAAAAGCCACCAAGGCCACCGAAGGACCCUCACCGUCAUAAAAAGCUGAGGCAGCAGAUACCUACCUGCCGUCCACGAUUGGGAAGACCCCCUGGAUCGAAGAACAAACCCAAGGUACCUGUUGAUACUGGCUGA
Alternaria ventricosa is the source of this 1257-nucleotide messenger RNA. RefSeq lists its product as uncharacterized. Lineage: Eukaryota; Fungi; Ascomycota; Dothideomycetes; Pleosporales; Pleosporaceae. Gene Ontology annotation, cellular component: mitochondrion. Gene Ontology annotation, molecular function: nucleic acid binding. The record is from RefSeq and is a predicted model, not a curated record. Bases 1 to 1257 code for a protein of 418 amino acids. The transcript has a single exon.